Molecule: messenger RNA, 813 nt
Organism: Ooceraea biroi (clonal raider ant)
Lineage: Eukaryota; Metazoa; Arthropoda; Insecta; Hymenoptera; Formicidae
Product: U11/U12 small nuclear ribonucleoprotein 35 kDa protein
Biological process (GO): mRNA splicing, via spliceosome
Cellular component (GO): precatalytic spliceosome
Molecular function (GO): snRNA binding; mRNA binding
Source: RefSeq, a predicted model, not a curated record
UUUCGUCGUUUGAAAUAGUAGUACAACUCACUGUGAGAUCAAGCGUGACUUUAUUCUCAUGUGAUGCAAAUUUAUAUAAUAUAAAAUUUUAAGUCUUUUCUUUUGUUACAAAAAUCUAGAAAUUACCUAAUAUUCAAUAAAAUAAUUCAUUUUAUUUGAAAUUUGGAGAUAAUUGUGUAUACUUUCAUCGUUUUCUCCAUUGAAAAAUGUUACACGGAUUGUGAUGUAUAACGUAUUAUAAAUAUAUUAGAAAUGAGUGAAGAAGUGUUGCAAAACUGGAAACCUUAUGCCAAGGAUUAUGAUCCUUUAAAAGCGGGUAGUAUUGAUGGCACGGAUACAGAACCGCACGACAGGGCUAUUAGCAGAGCGAUGCUGAAGCAUUACGAGCCACCACAUAAUUUGGAAUCUAAACCAGAAAGAACUCUGUUCGUAGCUAGACUUGGUUCGAAAAUCACCAAAUAUGAUCUGAAAGAAUUUUUUAGCAAAUAUGGAGAUGUUAUUUCGGCAAAAGUCAUAAUAGACGUGGUCACUGGAUCUUCUCAAGGAUAUGGUUUUGUAGAAAUGGGCAGCACAGAUGAUGUUAGAAGAGUAUUAAGACAAGCUACCGAUGCAACGUUGAAAGGAUAUAAGAUAUUUGUUGAUCGCGAGUGCGGUCGAGCCAUGAAGGGAUGGAAGCCAAGACGUCUUGGGGGUGGCUUUGGUGGUAGAAAGGAGUCUGGACAAUUGAGGUUUGGAGGGAAAGAUAGACCAUUUAAACGACCGAUUGUACCUACUAUAUUAAGGCCAAUGAAAUAAAUGAUAUCUGCCUCGACA